Molecule: messenger RNA, 2421 nt
Organism: Galeopterus variegatus (Sunda flying lemur)
Lineage: Eukaryota; Metazoa; Chordata; Mammalia; Dermoptera; Cynocephalidae
Gene: S1PR2
Product: sphingosine-1-phosphate receptor 2
Exons: 1
Coding region: 14-1084 (356 amino acids)
Biological process (GO): sphingosine-1-phosphate receptor signaling pathway
Cellular component (GO): membrane
Molecular function (GO): sphingosine-1-phosphate receptor activity
Source: RefSeq, a predicted model, not a curated record
CCCCGGCCGGCCAAUGAGCCCCACCAUGGGCAACCUGUACUCGGAGUACCUGAAUGCCAGCAAGGUCCGGGAACACUACAAUUACACCAAGGAGACGCUGGACACACAGGAGACGUCCUCCCGCCAGGUGGCCUCGGCCUUAAUCAUCAUCAUUUGCUGCGCCAUUGUGGUGGAAAACCUGCUGGUGCUCAUCGCGGUGGCCCGCAACAGCAAAUUCCACUCGGCCAUGUACCUGUUCCUGGGCAACCUGGCCGCCUCGGAUCUACUAGCAGGUGUGGCCUUUGUAGCCAAUACCUUGCUGUCGGGCCCUGUCACACUGGGGCUGACACCUGUGCAGUGGUUCGCCCGUGAGGGCUCUGCCUUUAUCACGCUCUCUGCCUCCGUCUUCAGCCUCCUGGCUAUCGCCAUUGAGCGGCACGUGGCCAUUGCCAAGGUCAAGCUCUACGGCAGUGACAAGAGCUGCCGCAUGCUGCUGCUCAUUGGGGCCUCAUGGCUCAUCUCGCUGGUUCUGGGUGGCCUGCCCAUCCUUGGUUGGAACUGCCUGGGCCACCUCGAGGCAUGCUCCACCGCUCUGCCACUCUAUGCCAAGCACUAUGUGCUCUGCGUGGUGACUAUCUUCUCUGUCAUCUUGUUGGCCAUCGUAGCUCUGUAUGUCCGCAUUUACUGCGUGGUCCGCUCAAGCCAUGCUGAUGUGGCCGGCCCACAGACACUGGCUCUGCUCAAGACAGUCACCAUCGUGUUGGGUGUCUUCAUCGUCUGCUGGCUGCCCGCCUUUAGCAUCCUCCUCCUGGACUACGCCUGUCCCAUCCGGUCCUGCCCUGUCCUCUACAAAGCCCAUUAUUUCUUUGCCUUUGCCACCCUCAACUCGCUGCUCAACCCUGUCAUCUACACGUGGCGCAGCCGAGACCUGCGGCGGGAGGUGCUAAGGCCCCUGCAGUGCUGGCGGCGGGCGGCAGGGGUGCAAGGACGGCGGGGUGGGACCCCAGGCCACCAUCUCCUGCCCCUCCGCAGCUCCAGCUCGCUGGAGAGGGGCAUGCACAUGCCCACAUCGCCCACGUUUCUGGAGGGCAACACAGUGGUCUGAUGGGCAAUGGGACCCAGGCUACAGGAGAGGGCUAUGUGGAGAGGCACCGGGUGACCUCAAGCAGAGACGAGGGGCUGCCAAGCAGGCCAAGCAAGAUGCCUCCACCCCACAGACCUGGGUGAUAUUGAAAACAUUUCACACCUGGGAGGGUCAGCUGAGGCACUGACCAGUCAGAUGACAGCACUGCAGUGGGAUCCUGGAGGCCAGUGCAGUGCCCAGUGUGACUCCUUUAGAACUAGAUCAUGGGAAGGCCUGAGGGACCUGUGAAGGGCCAGGGUGACAGUGGGUGGGCACUUAAGGAGCUCAGGGCAGGAGCAGUUUACCACCACGGUGCAGAGGAUUUCAACGUCUUCCUGUCCGACCCUCCACCCUGCACCAAACUCCCCUCCCUGAAUUUAUCCCUCCUGCCACCUUCUCUGGGCAACCUCAGGUCACUUAUUUGGACCCACUGUCUGAGGGGCUGGAGGCUUCCUCCCUCGCCCUCACAGGCCCAAAUCUACAGCUUCCCCAAAUUUCAUCAGCUGCCACUUUGAUUAUGUCUUCCCUUUCCUCUCAGUCCAUGGGAAACCACAGGGUUGGAAGUGGGGGUGGGGGGGGAUGAGCCCCAAUCCCCAUUCUCAGACCUCAUUGGUCAAUUGCACUAUUUGGGCACAGGGGAAUCACCAGGGGCUGGAAAAACUGGUUCAAGGGGCUGAGGGGGGCUUUGGGCCUCUCAGUGGGGCAGGUGGAACUUAAGAAACUUCUGGGGGAGCUCUGUUUGCACAGGACCCCACAAAAAAAACCACUCUCAAGCCAUUCCCGUUUCCACACCUUCAGCCCCAGCCAAGGUACCAAGUCUCCUAAGGCAGGGCAGCCUUGAGCCUGCUGUGCCUCCUAUAUUGAAUGGGGCAUGGGGGUGGGGUGACCAAGGACAUUUUCAGGGGAUGCCCUCUCCUCACCUGCCCCAGAGGACUUUGCUAAAUCCUGUGGAUAGAUGGAAGGGAUGUUGCGGUACAAACAUAUAUUUAUGUGUGUCUAUGUGUGUGUGUGUGUAUGUGUGUGUGCAAAUGGGAUGUCUGUGACCCCCUGCUCACCAUCACGUUUCCCCCAGAAUGGAUGCUGUUCUGUCUCCUCCUGUCUAUGUUGAAGCUGCCAAAGGGUUCAUCUCCCCACUUGAGAACUGGGCUGCAGCUCACCUUGGGGAGGGAAACUUCAUGCCUCAAAGUAAUUUCUUGUAAAUGCAAAGACUGGGGGAGGGGGUCUUUGGGGGGCUAGGAGCCAAUCAGGGGCUUGUCUCCCCUCAUAUAGCUCCCCAGAUACCCCUCAGACCUAGGCUAAUAAACGGUUCAAUUUCUCUU